AUUGCUCUGUCGCCGAGACUAACCACCGGCACUUCAUCCGUUAGUUGGUGUAGAGCGUAAUAGGGUACAGUGCCAAAGGCUGGAUGUAUCGCUGUCGUAUCAACUCUCAGCGUGGGAUGUAACAGCAUUACACAUCAGAGAAAAGAACUAUUUUCGUGCCUGGUUUCAUGCUAAUGACGUUGUGUGGGACUUACGACAAUGAAGAUAAAGCUUCUUUUCCCCCUGCUACUGCUGUUUUGCAAAGAAGUGCGGAGCAUCAGACAACCACAUAUUGAUGGUGAAGAAGAGAAGGUUUUAGAAGAGGGUGAUGACCUCAUCCUGCAUUGCAGAGGCUCCAAGCCCAUGCAUUGGUGUAGAGAUCAUGAUGAAUGUAUGGAAAGUUAUACCACAAAUACAAGACAAAAUGAUGCAGCUUUCCCUUUUGUUUCCACACUUAAAAUAGAAGAAUUAAUUUCAUUGGAUACUGGAUAUUACUAUUGCCAUUACAAUGAUUCGACAGACUUCAAGAAUGACAAGGAAAGAACAGACUCUGUCUAUGUGUAUGUACAUGGAGGAAAUGAAAUUUUUGUGAUGCACUACCUUAACCCUAAACAAAAAGAAAUUGGAAAGACUUUGCAUAUUGAAUGUGGAGUCCUUCACCCUCUCUACAGUGUCACCCUAAAACUAGACGGCAAAGAUAUUACCAGUGAGGAACGAGUGAAGUUUGACCCAAGAGAAGGAUUUACAAUAGAAGGUGUUAAAAUGGAAGAUAAAGGAACAUAUGAGUGUGAGAGUAACGAUAGUACACUCAUUCAAAAAGUUGAAAUCAUCAGUGCAAAAAAAACCCUGCCACCACCAAGUAUUAAUAAAGGAAGAAACCAGCUUUUUGUCAUUGGCCAAAAAUUCCUCCUGGAGUGCAGUGUACUUGACCAUGAAAAUAUAACAUUUACCUGGAAAUACCCAAAUGCAGGAGUUAAACAUAAAUGGAAGAAUGAUUUUGAACAGUGGAACAGCACAAAAUACUACAAAAGCAUCCUGGAAGUAUCAGAACCCUCAACAAGUGACACUGGAGAGUACAUUUGCAACAUCAGCUCUGAAGGUUAUUUAUCAAACUACUCUUCUAUUAAUAUCACACUUCAAGAGAAUGUGACAUCUUUUGUUGACAUCAUCAGUGCUGAAGUAAUUGAGGCAUUUGAAGGGCAGAAAGAUCCAGCAAAGUGGAAGACUGAAGUAGAUGUUUAUCCAGCUCCUCCUAAGAUCAUAUACACUAAUUGGAGAGGUCAAGUGCUGAAUGAGACAGAUAGGAUCACGAUUGAAUAUGAUGAGCUUGAAGGAUUAUCAUGGCUCAGGAUAGAAGACAUAUCUAGCACUGAUUUUGGAAAUUAUACCAUCACAGUCAAUACCACUGACAAAGAUGAAAAAUCAAAAUCAGCUACUGUGACGUUUGCAGUCUACAGUGCUCCCCUCAUGAUGUUAGAUGGUGUUCCUAAUUAUGUUCCUGAAGGGCAGGAAUUAAAUGUUACCUGCCGGGCUCAAGGCUUCCCUCAUGUUAACGUUAGUUUGCUGUUUCAAAACUGUACAAAAAGAUCCUCCUGCAAAUCUCCCACUUCCAUUGAGACUGUGCAAAUGAAUGAGUAUGCUCCAGGCAACAUUUUUGAGAUAUCAGCUGUUUUUUCUCCUAACACAUCAGGAUUCUUGUGGUGCCAUGGUAUGAAUGUUAAUGGAUCUCAGAAUGAAUCACUUACCAUCAGAAUGUCUGAUAUUGAUGGUAUCUUUGUUCUGCGUUAUUAUGGACCUGAUAAGAAAAGUAAAGAUUUUGACCAUGAGAAAAUUAUUACUGUUGUGGAGAAUGAUAAUUUCACCUUGAUGUGUGGUGGUACAAAAUUUGAUUAUAAGAAAGUUGAGGUCACUUCCAGUCAACAGACAGGCUCUCAACUUCAGUUUCAAAGCAGUAAUUCAAAAUUCUCAUGGCAGAAAAAGAAGGAAGUUAGAAAGGCAACAAAAUCUCUCACAGGACAUUAUAAUUGCUCUGCUUAUCCUCAUGAAGACAGAAAACCAGAUGUCAAGAGUUUCAACAUCAUUGUAGUAGAGGAAAAGCCAGUGGUCUUUGAAAAGCAAACAAAUAUGAAUGGCCAAACUGAGCAGGUGAAGGAUGAUGUGUUUUACAGCCUUAAGUGUAUUGUCACAGGCAGUCCAGCACCCACCAUCCAGUGGCAGAAGGACAACAUGGAUCUUACCAAGAAUUCAGAGGUCUUUGAUAAGAAGGUAAUGAACUUUAGCUCUGAUGGGAAGGAACUGAAAUUUAAACAUGUGAGGGAGAAACAUACAGGAUUGUACACCUGCAUUGCUAAAAACCGCUUGAAUGAAGAAAGAAGGUCCCUUACUCUGGCAAAACCAUUUCCAGGUUUGAGCAAAAUCGGCAAGCUGAUUCUGAUUGUAUUGCUAGUGGGCUUAGCCAUCCUUGGUAUUGUGACUGGAUGCCUCAUACAUCGAGUAAGGAAGGAGAAGAAGAAAAAUAAACCCUUUAGAAGGCAUGCAAAAGAAUUCUUUGAAAAGGGCAAUAUUGAAUCACUGAAUCUCACCUCCACAGCUGAUAAGCAAGCAGAGAUGUUGCCUUACAAUAAAAAGAAGUGGGAAGUACCCCGUGCAAACAUCACCUUUGGGAAGCAACUGGGCUCAGGUGCCUUUGGUCGAGUGAUAAAGGCAAGUGUUACAGGUCUACAGGGCCCAGCCACCACCACUGUUGCCAUCAAGAUGUGUAAAAAUGAUGUAAAUGCCUUACAAAUUGAUGCCAUUAUUUCGGAGCUCAAGAUAAUGAUGCAUCUGGGGGCACAUCUCAACAUAGUCAAUCUGCUGGGAGCCAACACUGAGCUAUUUUCUGCAGGAGAGAUCUGGAUCCUGGUUGAGUACUGCCGCUUUGGUAACCUCCUUGACUUCAUGCAAAAACAUCGCAGAAAUUUUACAAAUCUGAUAUGUCCUGAAACUGGCAAGAUUGAUCCCAACCUAAUCCCAAAUUCCCCCAUGUCACCUACCUUCAGUGAAGGUGUCUCACCAUCACUUGGCAUUGAUCACGAUGGAUACCUAGCUCCUACUUCCACACAGUUUGUACUCUCUGACCCUCCAAAGGUCCAUUCUGCUGGGACUGUCCCUUCUUCAAUCACAUCAACUUCACCUUCAAGUAGUUUCAUCUCUCAAAUGGCUGGUGGACAGUUUGCCAAUAACCCUUUGUAUAGUAUGAACAUAAACACUGCAACUGAAAAUUCAAAGGGAGAAUCCAUAGGCAGUGAGGACUUUACAGGUUCAAAGUUUUUGCAGCGUAAAGCCUCAAGACUCAUGAGUGUUGGCUCCAUUACACUCUCUGAUGGCAGCUCAGUCAGCCAUCCAUUGAGAAACAGACAGUCCUUCACCACUCCCUUGUCCCCAACAGAGACAUAUUUCAUGGGAGAAACUGAUCCAGAUAUUUUAUAUGAAAUUGGCAAUGUGCCAGGGGUAACUGCACCGUUCUCCACCACUGAUCUCAUCUGUUGGGGAUGGCAAAUGGCUCAAGGCAUGAAUUACCUGUCCAGAAGAAAAAUUCUGCAUGGAGAUUUGGCUGCCCGCAAUCUUCUCCUAGCUGACAACAAUGUUUUGAAGAUCAGCGACUUUGGUCUGUCUCGCAAUAUGUAUAGAAAUGAUAACUAUGUGAAGAAAGGAGAUGACUUACUGCCCAUUAAGUGGAUGUCAAUAGAAGCCAUUCGUGACAAAAUCUUCAGUAUAGAGAGUGAUGUAUGGGCAUUUGGUAUCACCCUGUGGGAAAUAUUUUCCCUGGGCUGCUCUCCAUAUGCAGGUGUGGAAGUUAGCAAUGACUUUCUGGAAAAGUUGGAAAAUGGCCAGAGGAUGAACUGCCCUAAAUAUGGAAAUGAGGAAAUCUAUAAAAUUAUGAAGCUGUGCUGGGAAGAGGACCCUAUGGAGCGGCCAUCCUUCAGUCAGCUUGUGGAUGACUUAGGGAACAUGAUUUCAGAUCACACACAGAAAUACCUGUCCCAGAAUGAAGUAUACAUACAGAUGAACACAGAAAGAUUCAAGGAGGAAACAGAUUAUCUCAGCAUGAUGGCUAAGCCCACCUUUGAAAGCAGGAUUAUGCCUGAUGAAAUUGAAGUUGAACACUAUCUUCCUAUGAGAGAUUCAACCAGAAACUCCUCCAUAAGAACAGAAUUCCCAGAUACUGUUGUCUACUCACAUGCAAAAAGCCCACAAGCAUCCUCUACUGCAUCCCCUAUAGAAAACUCCUACCUUCCUAUGAGCGCUGCUAAGCCACAGAGCCCUUCUGACGACGUCUUCAGUCCUCAUUCAAGUGAGCCCUCAAGAUUUACCUUUCCCUCAAGUAACACUGAGAGGCCUGGAUUAGUGUCACUUCCAGAAGAGGAAAGCAGCACUUCUCUUGAGGCUGAGGAGCUAAAAGAAAACGCUGUCUUACUUGACACAAGAAAACAGCCACCAUCAGAUACAAACACGUCAGAUGAAGAAAAUGAGGAAAAGAAAUGCAUUAAUAACUAUGUAAAUCUAUAAUGCAUGGAGACAAACUUCAGUUAUGCAAGAUCCAUGUACCUUCUUAGCUUUCUGUAAAGAAUAUUGUAUAUCAUAUGCAGGUCACUUUAUUUAAACCUAUCCCAUAACCUUCUCUUUCUUUUUGUUUUCUGCUUAUUUCAAUAUUUUAGAUCUAACAUGUUGAGCUUGUCAAACCAUGUGUCUAAUAGUACUUAUUACAUUGAUUUCAAUUUCUAAUUGUUUCAUUGGCAUAUUGUGACACUAGUGACAAAGAUAAUAAGGCUCAAGAAAAUAGUCCUAUCAGAUAUGUUUGUGCUGUCCCAUCUCCAUAUCUUUUAAUAUCCAGCUUAGCUUUGAAUCAUUGUGUGUGUGAAAGUGUUUUGUUCUCACAUGUGGUAGUGCAGUGGUGCAGCACCAUCACAUCUAAAACUGUAUUUACCUAGAAUACAGGAAAAGAGCUAUGCUCAUGCUGUCCCAUCUGCAUAUCUAUUUUUAUCUUACUUGUCUUAAAUUCAUUCAGUAUAUUUGCAUCAAUGAAUUCCGUCUAAAUUAUUCCAAACCUCCACAGUUCUAUGUGGGAAGCUAUUUUUCUUAGCAUCUCUUCCACAAGCAUUCCUCCCCUCCCCCCAGUUAUCUCCCGUGUCCCCUCGAGACUUGUAUCCCACAUGAAGUCCUUCCUAUCCAACUUUUCCAUUCUAGUCAUCAAUCUGUACAGUGUAAUAAAUUUCUUGGCACUAGGUGAUCAUACCACACUCUUGGGGUGUAUCAUGGUAACAAUCAAUUUUUUUUCUAUCAUUUCUCCAUCCAGAUGUAUAAAUGCUGUCCUCAUAUUUUUCAGUAGUUUAUAUGUUUCACUUGUAAUCUUGUUUAUGUGUUUCUCUGGUGACAGUUUAUCAGUAAUUAUUACACCAAGGUCUUUUUAAUCUGUUCUUUUGCUGAUGUGUGUGUUAGUGUGUGGGAGUGCCAUCACAUCUAAAACAUUGUGAAUGUAUGUGUUUUGUCCUUACAUCUGGAGUGAUUCAUCAGUGCAACACCAUCGCAUCUAAAACUGUAUGAGUGUGUGUGUUUUAUCCUUACAUCCAGAGUAAUUUGGUAGUGCAGUGCCAUCGCAUCAAAAAUUAUGUGUGCGUGUGUGAGUUUUGUUUUUACAUCCAGAGUGAUAUGGUAGUGCAGUGCCAUCGCAUCUAAAAUUGUGUGUGUGUGUGUGUUUUGUCCUUACAUCCAGAGUGAUUUGGCAGUGCAGCAUCAUCACAUUUGCCAAAGUAAUGAGACACCUCUCAUGUUUGUGUGUGUGUAUGUUUGUGUUUUUGCAAUGCAGCAGUGUUGUCACCAGCCUUCCUCUUCCCCUUUCUCACAUGCAGACUAGUUUGACUGGUGAUGUGGCUGAUGAGCAGUUUAUCACAUAAAGAAUUUGUAUGUUCAGGUAUGUAAACUGUACACAGAAAUGUGUAUACAAUACAUAGCAUAUAUGUAUUCUGUUUUAGCUAUCUUUGACACUAAUGGUAGGAAUGCAUGACCCAUAGGUAAUGAAAGCACGAAACUUGUUGAAAUAAUGCAUGAAAGUCAGGAUGGUAAGAAUUUAGGACUUAGCAUGAAACUUGAGGAUUGGGGGAGGGGCAUCCUAUAUGUAUAUUCUAAUGGAGAUUCUCACUUGUUGUAUUUGUGUUUAUGUUUAAGGUGUAUGGUUUAGGUAUUAAGGUGUACGAGGACAAAUUUACAUGUCUUAUAGAGAGUAAGGGUUAAGUUUGUGUUAAAUAAGUUACAGUGUUGAUUGCUUAACUGAGUUAAUUAUCUACAUUGAUUCUAGUUGAUGUGUAAAGUAUCUAUAAUUGGUAUAAUUUGAUUGAGAUAUGAAAUAUCUUUAGUUAUACUAACUGAUCUAAUGUCAUUAAUCAAACCAGUAUGAAGUUCAUGAUUUCACUGCUUAAAAUUUGUUAGUUUUAAUAUGGGAUAAAAAUCACUACCACUACUGGUCCUUUAGAGGUUAAUCAGUUUAAUGAAAUAAUGAAUUACCAAAGUGAGUUGCAAGGACACACUUGAACAUGAAAAUAUUUUCACAACCAUUAAGCUGAGCAGGUAAUGUAUCUCAUGCUUAGGAAUCUGAACUUCUAGCUGAGUUCUGGUGUGAGCAGUUUUGAAGUUAUGGCUCCUUGUGAUAUUCAACAAGGGAAGAGGAAAUGAAUCAUCCUAAGAAUUUUUUUAGUUGUAGUAGAAGAUUUACCUAUAUUUAGUAAUGUUAUGUGGAAGUAAUCUACCAUUGAUUGAAUAUAAUUGUAAAGGUUUAGUCACUGAGAGUAGUCCAAGCCCUCUAACCCAUGUAUUCCUCUCAUCAUUUCCUUUGUACCAAUUGUGUGUUAAAUAUUCCCUACAUAACCCAGACUCCAAACUGAAGAUACAUACUCAUAUUCUAGCAAAGGAUGAAUAUGUGUGAUGAAAAGGCUGGUAGGCCUAAACACACUAGUGAUUGCAUUUGUCACAAUUGAUAGAGUCAUUGCCAACAUUAACUUUGCAUGAGUCACAAACUGCUGCUGAUACACUCUCCAAUUCGAGGGAGGCACAUGUAUGAGUCUGAUUGAUUAGCAACAGGAAGAUGGCAAUAACAGAGGUAGAGGGUAAAGAGUGCUGCUGAGAGACAGCCCCUCUUCCCACAGCACUGUGCUUACCUCCAGUCAUUCUGACUGGAGGCAGUAAUAAGCACUUGGCAAGUAGCAAUUCGGUGGAGCAAUUCAGGGAGGGUUCAACAUCCAAGCAGGGCAUGUAGGUCAAGGAAAAUGGGAGCCCUCUCAAAUACAUUCAACUGCCACAUAUUUUAAAUACCGAGGCCAUUUCAGUGAUGGUAAAUUUUACUUCAUAUUCAGAUUUUUUUUAUUGAUUGACAUGACUUGUCACAACAGCUGUGUGAUGCUAAAGGGAUGGAUGAUGAAAGAUGGGGAAGGAGGUUAACAGAGAAUGUUCAGAAGAAUAAGAAAAUGUUCUGGAAAGAGGUGAAGAAAAUUACGAAAAAAAUCAUCUGGUAGUGAGGAACGGGUGAAAGCAGAGGAUGAUAGGUUAUUGGUUAGUCAGGAUGAGAUGAGGAGGAAGGGAGAGUAUUUUGAGGAACUGCUGAAUGCAGAGGAGGAAAGACAGCCUGAGAUUGGGGCAUCUGGGAGAGAUACUAGAGUUAUGUACUAGAUGAAUUAAAUGAGGUAAGUACUGUAAUGAAGGAGGUGCUGGCAACAGUGAGGGAGAUGAAAAGUGGAAAAGCAUCCUGUGUUUAAAGGUAGGUAGGGUUAGUGUCAUUGAAUGAUUGGUUAGACUGUUACAUGUGUUUUCUGACUAACACGGUGCUGUUGGAGUGGGUAAGUGCAUGUGUAGUUCUACUGUGGAAAGGAAAAGGGGAAAGGCAUGAGUGCUCUAAUUACAGAAAUAUUAGCUUAUUGAAUGAGGUAGGUUAAGUGUAUGGUAAAGUUUUGAUAAAGAGAACCAGAGAAGGCAUAAAUGGAGUAAUAUGAUAUACAAAGAUGCAUCAGGAGAGGGAGGGUCUGUGUAGAUUGUGCUGUAAGACAGACAUGAAAAGUAUUAAGGAAAAAGAGGAAGUAUUCUGGGCUUUUAUGGAUUUUGAGAAGGCAUAUGACAAUUGAUAAGGAAAGAAUAUGGGAUGUCUUCAAGUUGUAUGGUGUUGUUAAAAGGAGUGAUUUUUUUUUUUCUUUCUUUUUUAUGAGAAUAUUAGAGUAUGUGUAAGGAUAGGAAAUAGCACAAGUCCAUGGUUUCCAGGCAAGGUGAGGUCAUGUAAGGAAUGUAAUGUUAUCAUGGCUGUUUGACAUCUAUAUGGAUGGUGUGGUGCUGGAAGUUGAUGCUAGAAUGCUGGGCAGAAGAUUGGGUCUGAUAACAGCCGAGUGAAAAAUGGAGUAUGAGUCAAUUGCUGUUUGCAGAUGACAGCAUUGGUGGCAGAUACAGAGAAGUUAACUUGUAGAGGAAUUUGGACAGGUGUAGAAGAAAAGUGAAGGUUAAUGUAAGAAAGUACCUAUGAUAAUGAAGUGUAUCAGGGAGGAAGGUGAUAGAAUGAAUGUUCCUAUGCAUCACAGUCUGUUGUUUAUGCAACAAACCCCUUUAAUUAAUCUCUCUCUCUCUCUCUCUCUCUCUCUCUCUCUCUCUCUCUCUCUCUCUCUCUCUCUCUCUCUCUCUCUCUCUCUCUC
Molecule: messenger RNA, 8681 nt
Organism: Scylla paramamosain (green mud crab)
Lineage: Eukaryota; Metazoa; Arthropoda; Malacostraca; Decapoda; Portunidae
Product: vascular endothelial growth factor receptor 2-like
Exons: 28
Coding region: 199-4527 (1442 amino acids)
Biological process (GO): positive regulation of kinase activity; cell surface receptor protein tyrosine kinase signaling pathway; multicellular organism development
Cellular component (GO): signaling receptor complex; plasma membrane
Molecular function (GO): ATP binding; transmembrane receptor protein tyrosine kinase activity
Source: RefSeq, a predicted model, not a curated record